Messenger RNA from Haliotis rufescens (red abalone), 1058 nucleotides. RefSeq lists its product as uncharacterized. The record is from RefSeq and is a predicted model, not a curated record. NCBI's taxonomy places the organism in Eukaryota, Metazoa, Mollusca, Gastropoda, Lepetellida, Haliotidae. The coding region runs from base 31 to 681 and encodes 216 amino acids. The transcript has 2 exons.
GAGGCAUUAUUCCCAUGUGUCACCUUCACUAUGUUGGACGUACCUACUCAUCUCCUCCAAACUCUAAGUAUCAACACCAACAUCACCUACGAUCUGGAUAUGUCCAAGUUCCCAGGUCUGGAUGACCCACAACAUAUGUACCAGCCUGCUCUGUUGAUAGCCACUGACUGGAGCGACUACGUCUACCAUGACGCACCGUGUGUCACACAUGACGCAAACAGUGUUUCAAGUUCCCAUGAAUCGGACGGUGUCUUAGAAAGCGAUUUAUACUCUCUUAUAGAAUCAACUGAUGCCUUGCUGACAGACCAAGGUUUCGCUGUCGACGACAUUACUAUGCAGACACUCCUCGAUGACGUCCUUGCAGAUUCAGUGAUACCAAGUGACAUAUUUGGAUUAAUUGACUUGGAUACUGACAGUCAAAGUUCCUUGUCAACAAGUGAUUCUCCACAAACAGACCAUACAACCCCCAACAUUGGAUUAACCUGUUCCCCGGACAUGGAAGAAUUACUCCCUGUUAGAACUUGCGGUAGAGGUCAAAAGCGACGUCUCUCCGAUGACGCCUGUUACCCGGAUGUUGAAAAAAGAUCAAAGAUGAUGGAGUCAUUCACGCAAGCGUUACCUUAUUUGGUAGUGAAUUUGUGCCACGAAUCCAAGAAUGGUGGAAUUGGCAGAGAGUCAUAGACUUACAAUCACAAGUGACAAACCAGUUCCAUUAUCAUAAGAUCAAUGCUGAGUCCCUGAUGCUGUACCGACUAUCAGUAUAUCAUAAGCAUGUGUUAAUGAAUCACUAUCAAAUAGUGCUGUGAAAUGCGAACACCCAGUAUUGUAUUGCACGCGGAACAGUCAGUAUAGUAUUAAUGCGAACAAUGACUAUUAGUACAUCAUUAGCAUGUGUUUAUGAAUCACUAUCAAAUAGUGACGUGAAAUGCGAACACCCAGUGUUGUAUUGCAUGCGGACAAGGAUGAAUGAAGCAUUCAGAUAGAUGAAGCCAUGUAGCUUCUUGUGCAAUACCCAAAAGGGAUUUUUUAGAGAUGUUAUUUACAUAAUACGAGGACUU